GGGCGGAGCCUUGAAGGGAACGGGUCGGUGGUAGUUGCUCUGGGGCUGACUGGAUCCUCGCGGUCCAAUGGCUGCUCUGAAGUACGCGGGGCUGGAGGACACGGACAGCGAGGAGGAGCUGCCGCCCGGCUGGGAGGAGCGGACCACCAAGGACGGCUGGGUUUAUUAUGCUAAUCAUCUUGAAGAGAAAACCCAGUGGGAGCAUCCUAAAUCUGGAAAGAGAAAACGCGUUGCAGGAGAUCUGCCAUAUGGGUGGGAGCAAGAAACAGAUGAAAACGGACAAGUCUACUUUGUGGACCAUAUAAACAAAAGGACUACGUACCUUGACCCCAGACUGGCAUUUACAGUUGAAGAUAAUGCAGUGAAGUCUACGACUAGACAGAGAUAUGAUGGAAACAGUACUGCAAUGGAAAUCCUUCAGGGUCGUGAUUUGAGUGAAAGAGUGGUUAUAAUCACUGGAGCGAAUUCUGGAAUAGGAUUUGAAACUGCAAAGUCUCUUGCACUCCAUGGUGCCUAUGUCAUUCUUGCCUGCAGAAAUAUGUCAAGAGCCAAUGAAGCUGUGCAACGCAUCCUAGAGGAAUGGCAUAAAGCCAAGGUAGAAGCUAUGACCUUAGACCUUGCUUCUCUUCACAGUGUGCAGCACUUUGCUGAAGCAUUCAAAUCCAAGAAUGUGCCACUCCAUAUGCUGAUCUGCAAUGCUGCUGUUUUUGCUGCUCCGUGGUCCUUGACAGAAGAUGACCUAGAGGCCACCUUCCAGGUGAAUCACCUGGGGCAUUUUUACCUUGUCCAACUGCUUGAAGACAUUCUACGCCACUCAUCUCCAGCAAGAGUUGUGAUGGUUUCAUCAGAAUCACACAGAUUUUCAGAAAUUAAAAAUUCUGCAGGAAAGCUUGACUUCAGCCUGCUUUCUCCAUCUAAGAAAGAGUUCUGGGCUAUGGUGGCCUACAACCGUUCCAAGCUUUGCAAUAUAUUGUUCUCCAAUGAGCUAAACCGCCACCUUUCUCCCCACGGAGUGACUUCUAAUGCAGUGCAUCCUGGAAAUAUGAUCUACUCAUCCAUUCAUCGCAACUGGUGGGUGUAUACCCUGCUGUUUACCUUGGCUCGGCCUUUCACCAAAUCCAUGCAACAAGGAGCUGCCACAACUGUCUACUGUGCCACCGCUCCAGAGCUGGAGGGCCUGGGAGGAAUGUACUUCAACAACUGCUGUCGCUGUUUGCCAUCACAAGAGGCCCAGAAUGAAGUGACGGCUGCAGCCUUGUGGGAGCUAAGCGAGAGACUGAUCCAAGAACGAAUUGGCAGGCAGUCCAAAUAACAGGGAGCUUUUGUAAGGAUCAAAACACACAGAGUAUGUGCACGCUAGAAAACUGCCAACUCUGGAGCCUUUCCAAUCUUAUCAUCUCGAGGGUUUCCAUAUACCUCAGAUACAGAUUAGCUAGUGUUAAAUGAAAUAAUAUCAGUCACAACGUAGUGAAAAAAAGCUAAGUACUAAUGGGAAGUGGGGAAUACUGUGGGUUAAAGGGACAAUAUUGCUUUCUGGGGUUUAGUUAGUCUUGGUUCUCUUUCUUUUAGUUAUAGCCCAUUCAGAGUGUAAUUCAAGGAGGCAUCUUUUGAGUUAUUUUAGAAGAACAAUGCAGAGUAUAUUUCUUGAUGCUUUGAUUAAUGACUACAUGGCUAGCCCCAAAAUAACACGGGAUUUCCUCUAUAUUGUGGUAAUUAUUUGCUGUUAGGCCUUAUGCACUGAUCAGGAGAUGAUAGCGCUGUUUAUUUUUUUCCCUACUAAGUUUUUAUUGGGUGUGGCAAAUAAAAAAACAAAAUUAAUAGUAAUAAAGAAAGCAAGCUUCCCUGCCCUUGGCCGCUGGCUGCAAAUAUAACUGUGCUGUCUAGAAAAGGAAGGUGCAAGAAGACAUUUGAACAGAAAUGAUAAAGUCAGAUUUACUUCACUGCUAAUCAUUAAAUACGCAGGUUUUCCUUAAAAGAUUAUAAUAAAGAAUUGCAAACCAUUCCCUAAAUAUUGUUGCUUUAGGAAAAGAUGAUGAUGUCUCCUUAAGAACACACAGGGUGUAAUCAGGGGUUUAAAAGUUGUUCCUUCCAUUUCUUGGUUCACAGUUUUAAAGAGUUCGUUUUGUUGUCUUUGAAGGUUCACAGUUCUCCAGAUACUGCAUUCUGUUCAAAAUUUCUUUUUUUCCUUCAAUUUAAAUUUAGUAAAAGAACAUGCUUGAAUAUUGUCACCUGAAGAGAAAGUUUGUCUUGUUUCUGCAAAUGUUUUAGUUCCAUUUUUUUUUUUUAGAAAAGAAAACUUCAGGAAAAAUAAAGAGCUUCUUGUCGAUGCCAUGAAAAUGCUGUUUU
Messenger RNA from Chelonoidis abingdonii (Abingdon island giant tortoise), 2346 nucleotides. It is a transcript of the gene WWOX, whose product is annotated as WW domain containing oxidoreductase. The record is from RefSeq and is a predicted model, not a curated record. Gene Ontology annotation, molecular function: protein binding; transcription coactivator activity. Gene Ontology annotation, cellular component: nucleus; cytoplasm. Lineage: Eukaryota; Metazoa; Chordata; Testudines; Testudinidae. Gene Ontology annotation, biological process: positive regulation of transcription by RNA polymerase II; hippo signaling.